Messenger RNA from Vigna angularis (adzuki bean), 1087 nucleotides. RefSeq names its product ras-related protein RABE1c. Gene Ontology annotation, cellular component: plasma membrane. Gene Ontology annotation, molecular function: GTP binding; GTPase activity. The transcript has 9 exons. Gene Ontology annotation, biological process: protein secretion; regulation of exocytosis. The record is from RefSeq and is a predicted model, not a curated record. NCBI's taxonomy places the organism in Eukaryota, Viridiplantae, Streptophyta, Magnoliopsida, Fabales, Fabaceae. The coding region runs from base 220 to 864 and encodes 214 amino acids.
AAAAUAAAUACAACAAAAUUAAACAUCGCUCUUCUUCUUUCUCUCUCUCUCUCUCUCUCUCUCUCUCUCUCUCUCUCUCUCUCUCUAAAAAUCUCCGCGGUCCUUCCGUUGAACUUUGGAGAUCCCUCUCCCUCCCAUUUUUCCUUUCCAUUUCGGAUCUGAUACUUGGGAAUACGAACUAUAGUUUUGAAAUCGUGAGAGAUUCAUCGAUCGAAGUUGAUGGCGGCUCCACCGGCAAGGGCUCGUGCGGAUUACGACUAUCUCAUAAAGCUUCUCUUGAUCGGCGAUAGUGGUGUGGGAAAGAGUUGCCUUCUUCUACGAUUCUCCGAUGGUUCUUUCACAACUAGUUUCAUCACAACCAUAGGCAUUGAUUUUAAGAUAAGAACCAUUGAGCAGGAUGGAAAACGGAUCAAGCUCCAAAUUUGGGAUACUGCUGGUCAGGAGCGGUUCCGAACAAUUACAACUGCUUACUAUCGUGGUGCUAUGGGCAUAUUGCUUGUGUAUGACGUUACAGAUGAGUCUUCGUUUAACAAUAUCGGGAAUUGGAUUCGUAACAUUGAGCAGCAUGCCUCAGACAAUGUUAACAAGAUACUUGUGGGGAACAAAGCCGACAUGGAUGAAAGCAAAAGGGCUGUGCCUACCUCCAAGGGACAAGCACUGGCCGAUGAGUAUGGAAUCAAAUUCUUUGAAACAAGUGCAAAGACAAAUCUAAACGUGGAGGAAGUUUUCUUCUCGAUUGCAAAAGAUAUAAAACAAAGGCUUGCUGACACUGACUCUAAGUCAGAGCCAGCAGGAAUUAAAAUCAACCAACAGGAUCAAGCAACGGCUGGGGAAGUUGCACAAAAGUCAGCUUGCUGUGGUUGAGGAGGCAGCGUUAUUGUCCAAGAACAAGAAGGAAGGAGGAAAAUACAUGUAUGAUGAUGAUAAAUUGAUGAUGAUUCGUGCUUUGCAUUUCACGCUGUCAUUCUUUUAUAGUUUCUUUCCUAGAUGUUAUUAUAUAUUAAUUCAAAGCUAGAUAUGAUUGUCUUUGCGCCUUGUGUUUGGUUGGGCCACAAAUCCAAUGAUCAUUGAUAUUUUGAAUGGUUAA